AUGAAGCUCCUCACCCUCAACUUCCUCACAUGCGCCAUCAAAACCUGCAAAACCAACCCCGCGUCCUUCCCCCUCCACCCCCGCGAUGCCGAACUCGAAAUCGUAGAAGCAGACGUCAACCUCGCCUUUCUCAAAAAUAUACUACCGAGGAUCAUGUGGGACGAAUUGAGGGGGAUAUGCAGCGAGCUUGGUCUUCCUGAACUCCCCGCAACAGCACCCACGCCCGCCGAUCUCGUCGAACCCUCCUCUUCCUCCGCUUCAGCGUUAGAUACCACGGAUGCGACACCAGCGGCCGCGACGGAAGAGAUAGAAGAGGAGCCUAGCCAGACAGCGAAGGAUCUGCACAGGAUAUUGCUUGAGACGUGUAUACAAGAGGGCAAGCUGGUGUGCGGGGCAUGUGAGCAUGAGUAUGCGGUCAAAGAGGGGGUUGCGAAUUUCCUGUUGCCGGGACAUUUGGUAUGA
Molecule: messenger RNA, 462 nt
Organism: Alternaria incomplexa
Lineage: Eukaryota; Fungi; Ascomycota; Dothideomycetes; Pleosporales; Pleosporaceae
Exons: 2
Coding region: 1-462 (153 amino acids)
Biological process (GO): tRNA methylation; peptidyl-glutamine methylation; rRNA (guanine-N7)-methylation
Molecular function (GO): protein heterodimerization activity
Source: RefSeq, a predicted model, not a curated record